CAGAGGUGGCGUCACUGGGCCUUGUCCUAAACCCAACAGCAGAAGGACUUUCCUGCUGGAGCCCAACCGUUGUUUCCAGGUGAAUAUGGCUCCGACAACCAAAGAAGCACUCAGACCGUUCCUCACUGCUGUAGAGGCCCAGCCUGAGAGACCCAGGCCCGGCGUGUCUGCGGCUGUGGGGAGUAGGGGCCCCAGUAGAGACUCUGCAGAGGGGAAGGCUGAUGGCGUGAGCACAGCCACAACUCCAACCUCACGUGGAACCACAGCCCCAGACUCCGCUUUCAAAGACUUCUCAGAGGAGGACCUCCAGUCCCUGUUUGACUCCGAGUCGCUUUGGAACGACGACGAAGGUGGCGAUGACUUACUGCUGUAUCAGGUGUGUGACGACGUGGAGAGGAUCUCCAACAGUCAGCCCCUGUCCGAGGAUGCCUCCGUAACCACGGACACCACCGAGGUCCGCUUCCAAGAAAGCAAACCAAAAGCUCCUCCAUCCGGCCCUCUGGCUGCAACAAGAGAGGGGUCUAUGUCUAUGGAUAGGGCUGUAGGUGGUCCUAGCAGUAAACAGUCAACCACCUGCACGUCCGGCCGCUCCAACUCAGUGAGAGAGGGGUCUAUGACUAUGGAUAGGGCUGUAGGUGGUCCUAGCAGUAAACAGUCAACCACCUGCACGUCCGGCCGCUCCAACUCAGUGAGAGAGGGGUCUAUGACUAUGGAUAGGGCUGUAGGUGGUCCUAGCAGUAAACAGUCAACCACCUGCACGUCCGGCCGCUCCAACUCAGUGAGAGAGGGGUCUAUGACUAUGGAUAGGGCUGUAGGUGGUCCUAGCAGUAAACAGUCAACCACCUGCACGUCCGGCCGCUCCAACUCAGUGAGAGAGGGGUCUAUGACUAUGGAUAGGGCUGUAGGUGGUCCUAGCAGUAAACAGUUAACCACCUGCACGUCCGGCCGCUCCAACUCAGUGAGAGAGGGGUCUAUGACUAUGGAUAGGGCUGUAGGUGGUCCUAGCAGUAAACAGUCAACCACCUGCACGUCCGGCCGCUCCAACUCAGCACCAGGAGAUGGGAGCAGCACUCCUGUGCACUUUCAGAGAUGGAACAUUCCAACGAAAGCAGGAAAUGUUUGGGUCGGACAUCAUACAGUCACGUCCCAGAGCCAUCCAGGCAGCGGGGAGGGUCUGGGCAAGUUUACCCAGCUGAAGGGUGCUCCAGGCUGGGGAACAUUUGGCCUAGGAUCCCUUGCCGUUAGAACCUUCGAAGCGGAGAACUCAAAGUCGGUCAUGCCACGGACAGUGUCUGCGAGAACCCUCCCAAACUCAAAUUCCCAUCAUGCGUCAUCGUUCAAGAGACAUCUGUCGGACUCGGCCGCCAUCGGCAACAAAGGUGAGCUUUUUACCCCAUAAAAAUGCAAAACAAUGAUCCACCACUUGUCAGUCUAGUAUUAUGCUAACUCUCAGAGCCCUGACCUCCUAAGAGGUAAAUAGAUGGCUGUUGGGUCAGGUCUC
Oncorhynchus masou masou (cherry salmon) is the source of this 1501-nucleotide messenger RNA. RefSeq lists its product as uncharacterized. Lineage: Eukaryota; Metazoa; Chordata; Actinopteri; Salmoniformes; Salmonidae. The record is from RefSeq and is a predicted model, not a curated record. The transcript has a single exon. Bases 86 to 1399 code for a protein of 437 amino acids.